AUGAGUGACCUUCCUCAAUCUUCCGGAAAUCCUGAAAUUGAUGCUCUGGAUAAUGCCCAACUGUUUCAUCGUUUAGGGAAUGAAAAUAAUCGAUUGAGAGUUGCAAACAAUCAAUUGGAAGAUGCAAAUAAUCAUUUGAAAGCUGAAAAAGAUCGAUUUAGAUAUGAAUAUGAUCGUUUGAUAACUGAUUUUAAACGAGCGGAAGAUGCAAAGAAUCAUUUCAGAGCUGAAAAUGAUCAUUUGAGAGCUGAAAAUAAUGGAUUGAAAGAUGCAAAGAAUCAUUUCAGAGCUGAAAAUAAUCGAUUGGAAGCUGCAAAUAAUCUAUUUAUAUAUGAAUAUAAUCGAUUGAGAGCUGAAAAUAGUCGAUUGGAAGAUGCAAAUAAUCAAUUGAGAGCUGAAAAUAAUCGAUUGAUAGCUGCAAGUGGAAACAUAAGUCGAGAAGUUCUAAAUUACUAUGAAGAUGCUCAACGAGCAAUGAGCAUGUUACGAGCUUCACAAAAUGAGUUUCGAGAAACAAUAAAUGCACAUACUCAAUAUCCGAACUUACGAGAUCUGCUUAAUGAUAUACUAAGUUUCUCAACUGUUGAUGCUGAUGAUGGUAUCGCCAAUAUACCUCCUAGAGAAGACCAAAGCGGAACCUUUGUCUUGUGCAAAUCUAAUACAGAUGUCAGGCUCUUUUAUGUGAUUAGAACCCAAGAAAAUGAUGCAGAACCAUCUUUAAGUGCUGUUAGUGGAGAUAUGGAAGAAAUCUUGCGAUUGACUUCAGUUCCAAACCCCUCACACCUGUAUUUAUUAAUUCAGAAACUAUUACCAGAAGCUACGUUUAGUAAUAAUGAGCUCACUUUGCUUGACAAUAGGACUGCAGAUGAAUUGAAAACCGAAAUCGCCCAUAUUUACAAGCGUUAUAUCAUCGCAUUGUCUCGCCAGAUCAUUACGAACUACGGUGCCAUACGGAAUCUUCGCUCGUAA
This is a messenger RNA of Auanema sp. JU1783, 969 nucleotides long. NCBI's taxonomy places the organism in Eukaryota, Metazoa, Nematoda, Chromadorea, Rhabditida, Rhabditidae. The record is from the annotation of a GenBank genome assembly.